Molecule: messenger RNA, 2531 nt
Organism: Megalops cyprinoides (Indo-Pacific tarpon)
Lineage: Eukaryota; Metazoa; Chordata; Actinopteri; Elopiformes; Megalopidae
Gene: rhot1b
Product: ras homolog family member T1
Exons: 22
Coding region: 360-2492 (710 amino acids)
Biological process (GO): small GTPase-mediated signal transduction; mitochondrion organization
Cellular component (GO): mitochondrial outer membrane
Molecular function (GO): calcium ion binding; GTPase activity; GTP binding
Source: RefSeq, a predicted model, not a curated record
UGCGCGGAACAUUCAUGAGACUGCUGCAGAAUGUCAUAACAGCUAGCUAAGAUUGGGAGAAGGAGUUGUAAAACAUGAGCUUACGGAAAAUGUCGUUGAUACUGUUUAGUAGCAGAAGUCCCUGCUAAGUUUACGCUUAACGAACGGACGAGGCUAGGUCACCCAAAGAAUCGGAAUCGUUCCGUCCGGUUUGUCCUACAGACAGUGCCGACACUUCGAGUGGCUAUAGAAGUGAACUGCGCAAGGCCGGAUUAGCUAGCUAGCUAGCCAGCCAAACUGUUGUGCGACAGGAGUGCCUAGAUGGUUUUCGAUUAAGGAAUUCAUAUAUUUUAAUCUGUAAAUAAGAAGAGUGGGAAACAAUGAGGAAGGACGUAAGGAUAUUACUUGUGGGAGAACCCAAAGUGGGGAAGACGUCCUUGAUCAUGUCAUUAGUCAGCGAAGAAUUCCCAGAUGAGGUUCCUCUGCGUGCCGAGGAGAUCACCAUUCCUGCAGAUGUCACACCAGAGAGAGUCCCAACACACAUAGUAGACUAUUCAGAGGCAGAGCAGACAGAUGAGCAAUUGUAUCAAGAAAUAUCAAAAGCCAAUGUUAUAUGUAUAGUGUAUUCAGUCAACAACAAAAAGUCCAUUGAGAAGGUGACAAGCCACUGGAUUCCACUUAUAAAUGACAGAACAGACAAGGAUAGCAGGGUACCCUUGAUCCUGGUGGGGAACAAGUCAGACCUGGUGGAACACAGCAGCAUGGAAACCAUCCUGCCCAUCAUGAACCAGUAUACUGAGAUCGAGACCUGCGUGGAGUGUUCAGCAAAAAACCUGAAAAACAUCUCCGAGCUGUUUUACUAUGCCCAGAAGGCUGUUCUGCACCCCACAGGGCCUCUCUAUUGUCCAGAACAGAAGGAGAUGAAGCCUCCCUGCAUUAAAUCCCUAACCCGCAUCUUUAAAGUGUCGGAUUUGGACAACGAUGGAAUCCUCAAUGAUAAUGAGCUCAACUUCUUCCAGAGGACGUGUUUCAAUACCCCGCUGGCUCCUCAGGCCUUGGAGGAUGUCAAGAACGUGGUGAGGAAGAACAUGACCGAUGGAGUCCGUGACAAUGGCCUCACACUUAAAGGCUUCCUGUUCCUGCACACACUCUUCAUCCAGAGGGGCAGGCAUGAGACCACCUGGACGGUGCUGAGGAGGUUCGGCUACGAUGACGACCUGGAGCUCACACAGGACUACCUGUUCCCCCCGUUAAAAAUACCCUCGGAUUGCACCACCGAGCUCAACCACAACGCUUACCUCUUCCUCCAGAGUGUCUUUGAUAAACACGACAAGGACAGGGACUGUGCCCUGUCUCCAGACGAACUGAAGGACCUGUUCAAAGUCUUUCCCUACAUGCCCUGGGGUCCUGAUGUCAACAACACGGUGUGCACGAACGACCAGGGCUGGAUCACCUACCAGGGCUACCUGUCACAAUGGACAUUAACAACGUACCUGGAUGUACAGCGCUGCCUGGAGUACCUUGGUUACCUAGGAUACUCCAUCAUCUGUGAGCAAGAGUCCCAAGCGGCAGCCAUCACAGUGACACGUGAUAAGAAGAUCGACUUGCAGAAGAAACAGACACAGCGCAACGUGUUCCGUUGUAAUGUCUUUGGCGCCAGGGGCAGUGGGAAGAGCAGCUUCCUCCAGGCCUUUCUGGGCCGAAACCUCACACGACAGAAGACUAUAAGAGAAGACCACAAAUCCUAUUAUGCCAUCAGCACCACAUAUGUCUAUGGACAGGAGAAGUACUUAUUGCUUCAUGAAGUCUUCCCGGACACAGAGCUGCUCUCCGAGUCUGACCUCUGCUGCGAUGUAGUCUGCCUGGUCUAUGACAGCAGCAACCCUAGCUCCUUUGAGUACUGUGCCAAGAUCUUCAAGCAGUACUUCAUGGACAGCAAAACGCCGUGUAUGAUAAUCGCCACCAAGAGCGACUUGCCAGAGGUCAAGCAGCUGUACAGCAUGUCCCCGGUCGACUUCUGCAAGAAGCACAAGAUUCCCCCGCCGCAGAGUUUCACCUGCAACACUGCUGACGCGCCCAGCAAAGACAUCUACAUCAAACUGACCACCGUGGCCAUGUACCCCCACGCCCGGUUACGCUGCAUGUGCACCUGUAACAGGUGUACCUUUUGCAUCUGUCAGAACCUCCUCAACUCAGAGUUGCUGCAGUCUGUAAAGGCCAAACUCUACACUGCCGUUCUCAGCAGGCUUGUCCCAAUUUUGAAUGAGUUGGGCUCCUCAUUGUUGGCUGACAAGGAAGCUAACCCCUUCUACCAGGUUCAUGCAGCUAGCCAUGUAGAUGAGUCAGUCUGCGUGGAGUUUUCUGUACUUUCUUUCUCUCUCUCUCUCUCUGACAGACAUGUGACCCAGGCUGACCUGAAGAGCUCCACGUUUUGGCUCAGGGCGAGCGUUGGGGCCACUGUGUUCGCCGUGCUGGGGUUUGCCAUGUACAGGGCCCUCCUCAGACAGCGAUGAUCAGCUGGAAGGACCACACGACCCUCUCCUGUACCCCCC